Molecule: messenger RNA, 2048 nt
Organism: Pteronotus mesoamericanus
Lineage: Eukaryota; Metazoa; Chordata; Mammalia; Chiroptera; Mormoopidae
Gene: WDR89
Product: WD repeat domain 89
Exons: 3
Coding region: 248-1411 (387 amino acids)
Molecular function (GO): protein binding
Source: RefSeq, a predicted model, not a curated record
GUGGAGUUCCGGUCGUCUGCUCUGCGCCUUGAGUGAGCUCGUGUGCACCCCUGCUCCAGUUGUGGGGUUAUAACUGAGGUCAGCAUUACCUGUGUCAGAAGUGGGAUCUGAAGGAGCUGACCACCAAGGAAUGAAGAUCUCUGAAACUGAGUGAGCUAGUCACACUUGAGCCCUUUGUGUUCUUUACUUCCACAAGUCACUGUAACUAUUCGUUUGAUUUUUACUGCCCUUGGAUACGACUCCUGAUAUGGAGAAGAUUGAGGAACAGUUUGCUAAUCUGAACAUUGUUAAACGUUCCUCAGGAACUAAAGAGCCUACUUACCUGCUUGGCAUAGACACAUCAAAGACUGUGCAAGUGGAAAAAGGAAGUUUGGUUGCUGUUUUAUGUUCUAAUGGAUUAAUCAGAAUAUAUGAUAAAGAAAGGUUAAAUAUACUACGAGAAUUUAGUGGAAAUCCUGGACUUCUUAAUGGAGUCAGAUUUGCAAAUUCCUGUGACAUUGUAUAUUCAUCAUGUACAGAUAGCACUGUAAAAUGUUGGGAUGCUCGAUUAGCUGGUAAAAAACCUGUCCAGCUGUUCAAGGGUUACCCUUCCAAUAUUUUUAUCAGUUUUGAUAUCAACUGUAAUGAUCAUGUAAUUUGUGCUGGUACAGAAAAAGUUGAUGAUGAUGCAUUAUUGGUAUUUUGGGAUGCAAGAAUGAAUUCUCAAGAUUUGUCUGCUACUAAAGACCCACUUGGUGCAUACUCAGAAACACACAGUGAUGAUAUCACUCAAGUAUGUUUCCAUCCCAGCAAUCCCAACAUGGUAGUCUCAGGUUCAACUGAUGGCCUUGUAAAUAUAUUUGAUAUUAGUGCCGACAAUGAAGAGGAUGCACUGGUUACAACUUGUAACUCAGUUUCAUCAGUAAGCCAUAUUGGUUGGUCGGGGAAAGAUUAUAAACAGAUAUAUUGCAUGACACAUGAUGAAGGAUUUUGUUUGUGGGAUCUUAAUCAUCUGGAUACUGAUGAACCAAUUACAUGUUUGAACAUCCAGGAUGUUAGGGAAGUAAUUAAUCUGAAAGGAGGUAUUUUGGACUAUUUGAUCGGUGGCCUAUAUCAUGAAAAGAUGGACAAAUUAUUUAUUGUUGGAGGAACAAACACAGGAAUUAUUCACUUAAUGAGUUGUACUACAUCAGGAUUGAUCCAUGUGACUAGCCUUAAGGGAGGGCAUGCUGCUACAGUCCGUUCCUUCCAUUGGAAUAUGCAGGAUGAUUCUUUGCUAACAGGAGGAGAAGAUGCACAGUUGUUACUUUGGAAACCUGGAGCAAGAGAGAAGACAUUUACAAAGAAAGACAGCAUGAAAAUAUCAUCUUCUGUGUACCAGCGAGUUCGAACUCAUAGUAAUGAUUCUUAUAAGAGAAGGAAAAAGCAGUGAUAUUAUGUUGAAAGUUCACUUGAUUUUAUAGUUGCAAAUAAUUAUUUUUGUGUACUGCCUAUGAAAGACAUGUUUAAAGCUCAUAUGUAAAAACAAGGCAGUUAGCAAACAGUCCUGGAAAAAUGUUGAAAAUGGUUUAAUUCAGUCUUUAUGUAUUUUUUUAAAAGGCACCAUUUGAGUAUAUAAUCAGUGAAUUGAAAGUAAAAUUACUUUUUUCAUUUUUAAAACCCAUCUGUUGAGUUAGUAAAGUAAAUGUUGGGUUUAAAAAAAAUAGCUUUGAUAAGGACUUUUUAGAAGUAGAUGGCUGGUAUGAAUUUAAAAAAACAGGUGGUUUGGGCUAUCUUUUUUUUAAGCUCAAUUUUUUACAUUUUAAAUCAUCUUUAUUAUUUAAAAAACCAAAUGAGACUUUUCUUCACUUGAGGAGCUCCUACUUUUUUAAUGUACAUAGAUAACAUUGGAGUAUUUAAAUAUAUUAAUGAGUCUAAAUAGAAUUAAACACUUUUUGAAAUAAAAGUAUUUGCAUCUAUUUAAUAAAAAAAUUUAAUAAUAUUCACAUCUAUAAUGUUGUAGGCUAAACAGUAAAUAGGUAUUUUACUGAUGAAAAAGUUAUCUUGCAAAAUUCAUUUUGAAACUCAAA